UUUUCAUUCUUGUUUCAAAAAUCAUCAAACAAGUUGUUUGUUUGCCAGAUUUACAUGCGGGGUUUUCAAGAAAUAUUCAUUCUAUUCAAACAUUUUAAUCAAUCGAUUCACUCGCUGAUUUUAGAGCAGUUGUUUUGCGGCCCUGUCGCAGUAAGGAGGUGUUACAAUUUAUCUUUUAUAAAUAGAUAAGUUAUUGCCGAUAUCCUAAUCAAAAUGAGCAACCACGUGGAAAAUGAAGCUAAAGGUUUUAAUUUCUCUGAUAUCAAGGAUAUGCCACACAUAGUGAAAGCUCUCGAUCACAAUCCUAAAAUUGCUUCGGAUAUUUUAAAUGUCAUUGGAAAUACACCAUUGGUAAAGCUCUCAAAAAUACCUAAGAGUGAGAAUGUGCAAUGUGAUAUGUAUGCAAAAUGUGAGUUCAUGAAUCCUGGAGGAUCUGUAAAGGACCGCAUUGCAUUUAGAAUGGUACAACAUGCAGAAAGCAAAGGUAUCCUGAUUCCUGGUGUAUCAGUUAUAAUAGAACCUACAUCUGGUAACACGGGUAUUGGCCUUGCUCUGGCUGCUGCAGUCAAAGGCUACAGAUGCAUCAUAGUAUUGCCAGAAAAAAUGUCUGAUGAGAAGGUGAACACCUUAAAAGCAUUGGGUGCUGAGAUUGUGAGGACACCCACCGAGGCAGCCUCUAAAGACCCGGAUAGCAACAUCAAUGUGGCCAAAAGAUUGACACGAGAAAUACCUAAUUCUGUAAUGCUAGAUCAGUACAACAAUGUGAGCAACCCACUGGCGCACUACGACGGCACGGGCGAAGAGAUCCUGUACCAGCUGGACGGGCACGUGGACAUGGUCGUGAUAGGCGCGGGCACGGGCGGUACCAUCUCGGGCACGGCGCUCAAGAUCAAGGAGCGCUGCCCCAACUGCAUCGUGGUCGGCGUUGACCCCCUCGGCUCUAUCCUCGCGCAGCCCGACGCCGUGAACAAGACUGACGUCAAAUUCUACGAGAUUCAGGUGGAAGGGAUCGGAUACGACUUCGUGCCGGCGACGCUGGACCGCGCCGUGGUGGACGUCUGGGUGAAGACUGAUGACACGCACACUCUCAAUAUGUCCCGCCGCCUCAUCAGGGAGGAAGGCCUGCUUUGCGGUGGCAGCAGCGGCGCGGCGAUGUGGGCGGCGGUGCAGGCUGCGCGUGCGCUGCAGCCGGGCCAGCGCUGCGUGGUGCUGCUGCCCGACAACAUCCGCAACUACAUGACCAAGUUCAUCUCCGACCAGUGGAUGGAGGCACGCAACUUUAAGAGCCUAGUCACAAAUGAUAACCUUCGGUGGUGGCACGAGCCGCUGACGGAGGACAUGGUGGAGCAGCUGGCGGUGACCGUCGACAGCCGCAGCUCCCCGCAGGAGGCGCUGGAAAAAUUGCGCAAGACUCGCGCGUCACUGCUCUUCGUUACCGAUUACGAUACCGGAGCCAUCAAGGGCCUCUUCACUGCAGACUACGCGCGAAGAAGGCUGACCAACUUACAUGGGUCAUUCAAUGAUAAACUUGAGAAGUUUACGUUUAAAAAGUAUUACAAAGUGAACCUUGCAAAGAACCCUCCACUGGGCCUAGUCUCGCGGAUGCUGGACUUGGAGCCUUUCGUAGCUGUUGUCAAAACCGAUGAAACAAGAAAACUUGAAGUUCCCGUGGGAGUUAUGACAUCACAUGACCUGCUCCUACACACGCUAGAUGUCAAACAUGUCAAUGGAAAAUAAACUAAGAAAUAACGUGAAUCAGCAUGGGAACAGUAUAAGAACUUGGACAUUAUUAUUAUUAUACAUUUUGAAUUCAAGUACAUUAUACUAUUUUAUUAAAAAAACAUAUUUACACAAAUUAAUGUUAAGUUAGGAAUAAUCUGCAGUUAUUCUGCGAAAUUGAACUUCCCAGUUUUGUAUGAUCUUAAUUUAAGGAACUGAUUAAUGAAGUAUAUAGAAUACAGAGUGAGUAUACUUUAAAUGCAGUGAAUUUGAUUAACUGCAAUAAAUAUCAAAUUUAUUAUUUAUAAGCAACUUAUUCAGUGAUUAUGAAGCAUUUCAUAGCAUUUAGUAUUAUUACACUAAUAUGACUAUAUUUUGAGGAAAUAUGUUUUACACUAAUUUGAAUCAUCACCUUAUAGAUAAAGGUCACAUUGGUUACAUUAUGGAUUAUGAAUAAAUAUAUUUAAUUUA
Messenger RNA from Plodia interpunctella (Indianmeal moth), 2190 nucleotides. RefSeq names its product Cystathionine beta-synthase (gene Cbs). The transcript has 11 exons. Lineage: Eukaryota; Metazoa; Arthropoda; Insecta; Lepidoptera; Pyralidae. Gene Ontology annotation, cellular component: cytoplasm. The coding region runs from base 214 to 1737 and encodes 507 amino acids. The record is from RefSeq and is a predicted model, not a curated record. Gene Ontology annotation, molecular function: cystathionine beta-synthase activity.